Vanrija pseudolonga is the source of this 1643-nucleotide messenger RNA. RefSeq names its product Phenylalanine--tRNA ligase alpha subunit (gene frs2). Bases 37 to 1578 code for a protein of 513 amino acids. Gene Ontology annotation, cellular component: cytoplasm; phenylalanine-tRNA ligase complex; cytosol. Lineage: Eukaryota; Fungi; Basidiomycota; Tremellomycetes; Trichosporonales; Trichosporonaceae. The record is from RefSeq and is a predicted model, not a curated record. The transcript is spliced from 8 exons. Gene Ontology annotation, biological process: phenylalanyl-tRNA aminoacylation. Gene Ontology annotation, molecular function: tRNA binding; phenylalanine-tRNA ligase activity; ATP binding.
GACUCUUCAACUCAGCGACUCUCAUACCGACACAAAAUGUCUCUCCCAACAGUUGAGGAGGUUCAGACCGCCAUCCUCAACGCCCUCGACGCCUCCGGAACCAUCAAUGACUCGCGCCAGCUGAGCGUCGGAGCGACCUCGCUCGCCAGCCCCCAGGGCCAGGCCGUCGUCAAAGCCGCUCUGGACUCGCUCUUGAGCAAGGAGAUGGCCGAGUACACCCAGAUCACCAACAACCUCUGGGCAUUGACCGAGGAGGGCAACCAGAUUGCCGAGACGGGUUCGCACGAGUACCGUGUCUGGUCGGCAUUGCCAGCGGCGGGACAGCCUGGCCUCAGCGUCAAGGACCUCACGGACAAGGUGGGUGCCGAGACUGUCAAGGUCGGACAGGGACGCGCUUUCAAGAGCAAGUGGAUCGCCAAGGAUGCCACUGGUGGUUUUGUUCAGGCUGCUGACGGCGCAAAGGUCGAGGCACCAGUCGACGAGACGGCCGAGCAGCUCAGGUCGAUCAGGAGCACUGGCACCGCCGGUGACGCCGUGCUCAAGGAGCUCCAGAAGCGCAAGCUUGUGCAGACUCGCAAGCAGAUCCACUACUCGGCCAAGAAGGGCUCUCAGUUCGCGCUCGAGGUCAAGACGCUCGAGACGGACCUGACUGUCGAGAUGCUGACCUCUGGAGCAUGGAAGGACGCCUCGUUCAAGCAGUACAACUUUGCCGCCAAGGGCGAGCCUACCGACGGCGGUGCCCUCCACCCCCUUCUCAAGGUUCGCGAGGAGUUCCGCCAGAUCUUCUUCGACAUGGGCUUCACCGAGAUGCCUGCCAACCGCUUCGUCGAGACGGCCUUCUGGAACUUCGACGCCAUGUUCGUUCCCCAGCAGCACCCUGCUCGUGAGCUGCAGGACACUUUCUACUUGAAAAGCCCCGCAAAGGCUCUCCAGCCCCCUGCCGACUACUACGAGCGUGUCCGCAAGACGCACGAGGUCGGAGGCUACGGUUCGAUCGGCUACCGCGCACCGUUCUCGCGCGAGGAGAGCGAAAAGCUCCUUCUCCGUACCCACACCACCGCCGUGUCCACGGCCAUGCUCUACGAGCUCGCCAACCAGCCCGGCGGCUUCAAGCCUGCCAAGCUCUUCUCGAUCGACCGCGUGUUCCGUAACGAGGCGACCGACGCGACCCACCUUGCCGAGUUCCACCAGGUCGAGGGUGUCGUCGCCGACUACGACAUUACGCUCGGCCACCUCAUCGGCUUCAUGCAGGAGUUCUUCGGCCGCAUGGGCAACAAGACGCUCCGCUUCAAGCCCGCGUACAACCCGUACACCGAGCCCUCGAUGGAGAUCUUCUCAUGGCACGAGGGCCUGGGCAAGUGGAUCGAGAUUGGUAACUCCGGCGUCUUCCGACCCGAGAUGCUCGAGCCCAUGGGCCUCCCCAAGGGCGUCCGCGUCCUCGGCUGGGGCUUCUCGCUCGAGCGCCCAACCAUGAUCAAGUACAAGAUCCAGGACAUCCGCACGCUUGUCGGCCACAAGACCGACCUCGGCGCCGUCAAGACGCGCCCGGCUGUCCGUCUCGAGAAGCAGGACGACUAGAUUAGGAUGAUGUGAGAUGAGAUGAUAUCGAGCUAGACCAUCAUUACAUGCAGGCAUGCUGCGAG